This is a messenger RNA of Brugia pahangi, 537 nucleotides long. The record is from the annotation of a GenBank genome assembly. Lineage: Eukaryota; Metazoa; Nematoda; Chromadorea; Rhabditida; Onchocercidae.
AUGGGUGUGUGUGGUUGUGCACGGAGGUGUAUGGGUGUGUGUGGUUGUGCACGGGGGUGUAUGGGUGUGUGUGGUUGUGCACGGGGGUGUAUGGGUGUGUGUGGUUGUGCACGGGGGUGUAUGGGUGUGUGUGGUUGUGCACGGGGGUGUAUGGGUGUGUGUGGUUGUGCACGGGGGUGUAUGGGUGUGUGUGUGGUUGUGCACGGGGGUGUAUGGGUGUGUGUGUGGUUGUGCACGGGUGUGUAUGGGUGUGUGUGGUUGUGCACGGGUGUGCACGGGGGUGUAUGGGUGUGUGUGGUUGUGCACGGGGGUGUAUGGGUGUGUAUGGUUGUGCACGGGUGUGUAUGGGUGUGCACGGGUGUGUAUGGGUGUGCACGGGUGUGUAUGAGUGUGUGUGGUUGUGCACGGGGGUGUAUGGGUGUGCACGGGUGUGUAUGGGUGUGCACGGGUGUGCACGGGUGUGUAUGGGUGUGCACGGGUGUGCACGGGUGUGCACGGGUGUGUACAUGUCUGUACUAUUGUUUGAUUCCAAAUUAA